This is a messenger RNA of Impatiens glandulifera, 1813 nucleotides long. RefSeq names its product AP-2 complex subunit mu-like. The transcript is spliced from 13 exons. Bases 300 to 1616 code for a protein of 438 amino acids. The record is from RefSeq and is a predicted model, not a curated record. Lineage: Eukaryota; Viridiplantae; Streptophyta; Magnoliopsida; Ericales; Balsaminaceae. Gene Ontology annotation, cellular component: cytoplasmic vesicle; clathrin adaptor complex. Gene Ontology annotation, biological process: intracellular protein transport; endocytosis.
CUGUUUGCCGGUCAAAUCGCAAUCGCAAUUAAACUGAAUCAAACAAAGCCUUAAUCUCUCUCUCACUCUCAUCAAGCUUUCUCUGUUUAGUCAAUCUCUAGACUAAACGAAUAAGAAGAAUAUCUCUAGACAAAUCGUUGCCGGAAAAAGACCAAUUUCUUCGUCAAAUUCCUGCACAAUCGAGCUGAAAAGCAGCUCAAAUCGAAGAUCAUUCACUGCUACAGAUCUGAUCCAGAUUCAUCAAAUCUUAGUUUCUGGUUCAACAAUCGAAUUCAGAAUCUUCCUACUGGAUCGUAGUCAUGCCGGUGGCUGCUUCCGCCAUCUACUUCUUGAAUCUCCGUGGAGAUGUCCUAAUCAAUCGCCGCUAUCGCGAUGACGUCGAAGGAAAUAUGGUAGAUGCUUUCCGUAUGAAUAUAAUGCAGACAAAAGAACUUGGUACAUGUCCUGUAAGGCAGAUUGGUGGUUGCUCUUUCCUGUACAUGAGAAUCAGCAAUGUAUAUAUAGUGAUUGUUGUAAGCAGUAAUGCCAAUGCUGCUUGUGGUUUCAAGUUUCUAGUUGAGGCUGUUGCACUAUUCAAAUCAUACUUCGGCGGGGCUUUUGAUGAAGAUGCUAUUCGCAAUAAUUUUGUUCUGAUAUAUGAGCUUUUAGAUGAAAUUAUGGACUUUGGUUAUCCUCAAAAUCUUUCUCCAGAAAUUCUAAAGCUUUACAUCACUCAAGAAGGUGUAUGGUCACCAUUCUCCUCCAAGCCUGUAGAUAGACCAGUUCCAAAUGCAACACUACAAGUUACGGGGGCUGUUGGAUGGCGCAGAGAAGGUCUUGCUUACAAAAAGAAUGAGGUGUUUCUGGAUAUCGUGGAAAGUGUGAACCUUCUUAUGUCUUCAAAAGGUAGCGUUCUACGAUGUGAUGUGUCUGGAAAAGUUCUAAUGAAAUGUUUUCUUUCUGGAAUGCCUGAUCUAAAGCUUGGCCUAAAUGAUAAAAUUGGACUUGAGAAAGAGUCGGAACUUAAAUCCCGCCCCACUAAGAGUGGAAAGACGAUUGAGCUUGAUGAUGUAACUUUUCAUCAAUGUGUGAAUCUAACAAGAUUUAACUCAGAGAAGACGGUUAGUUUCGUUCCACCAGAUGGUGAAUUUGAGUUGAUGAAGUAUCGUAUCACUGAGGGUGUAAACCUUCCAUUUCGUGUUUUGCCAACCAUCAAGGAAUUAGGACGCACACGUAUGGAAGUAAAUGUUAAGGUAAAGAGUAUAUUUGGUGCAAAAAUGUUUGCGCUUGGAGUUGUUGUCAAGAUUCCAGUGCCCAAACAAACUGCAAAAGCAAAUUUCCGAGUGACAACAGGACGAGCAAAAUAUGAUGCAGCUAUUGAUUGUAUAGUUUGGAAGAUAAGAAAAUUUCCUGGACAAACUGAACCUACCUUGAGUGCUGAAGUGGAAUUAAUCUCCACAAUGAAUGAAAAGAAAUCAUGGACUAGGCCACCUAUUCAGAUGGAAUUCCAGGUUCCAAUGUUUACAGCUUCUGGAUUACGUGUUCGUUUCCUUAAGGUAUGGGAAAAGAGCGGAUACAACACGGUUGAGUGGAUUCGUUACAUUACUAAAGCUGGCUCAUAUGAGAUUAGAUGCUAGUCACAAACGGAAGGCAAGUAUGAAUGUUAUGAUUUGGAUAAUGGAGGAUUUCAAUGGCGGUUUAGUUGUGUUUAGGAAACUUAAAUCACUAUUUACUUCUAUUUUUUUCUACUUAGCAAUGUGGAAGCUAAAUACCCCAUAUGAUUGAUUAUAUGAACAAUUGGGAUUGGUCUUACAGUGAUUCUGAUUUUCUUGGA